Molecule: messenger RNA, 765 nt
Organism: Acanthosepion pharaonis
Lineage: Eukaryota; Metazoa; Mollusca; Cephalopoda; Sepiida; Sepiidae
Source: the annotation of a GenBank genome assembly
AUGUUGUUCUUUUUUCUUUUUCUAACGUCUCCACUCUUUAUUGUUAUUCGUCUAUCACUUUCUUUUUUUCUUUCUACUUAUUGUUCUAUCGUUUUCUUUCUUUAUUUUUCAAUGUCUUCUCUAAUUAUUUGUGAUUCUUUUAACGUUUUCUUUCUUUCUUUCUUUCAUUCUUUCUUUCUUUCAUUCUUUCUUUCCCUUUUCACUACUUAUUGUUAUGCUUCUACGCUUUCUUUCUUUCUUUCUUUCAUUCUUUCUUUAUUUAUUUAUUUCUUAACCUUUUCACUACUUAUUUUUAUGCUUCUAUCGCUUUCUUUCAUUCUUUCUUUCUUUUUCAAUGUAGUCUCUAAUUAUUGUAAUUCUUACAUCGUUUUUUUUCUUUCUUUCUUAACGUCUUCACUAGAUAUCUGUGAUUCUUCUAUCGUUUUCUUUCUUUCUUUCUUAACCUCUUCACCACUUAUUGUUAUUCUUCUAUCGCUUUCUGUCUUUUUGAAUGUUUUCUCUAAUUAUUGUGAUUCUUUUAUCGUUUUCUUUCUUUCCUCUUUUAUUAACGUCUUCUCUCCUUAUUUUUCUAUCGCUUUCUUUCUUUUUUCUUUCUUUGACUUUUUCUUUCUUUCCCUCUUUCUUUGUCUAACUUUAAACAUUAAACUAACUUUACAUUCAUCUAUUUAUUUUAUUCCAUUCAUUCUAUCUUUUUUUUUACUCAUAAAUCUUACUGUCCAUCAUUUUCCCAUAUUUUUUUUCUUCCAUGUUCCUUCUUUCAUUUAA